This is a messenger RNA of Miscanthus lutarioriparius, 525 nucleotides long. The record is from the annotation of a GenBank genome assembly. Lineage: Eukaryota; Viridiplantae; Streptophyta; Magnoliopsida; Poales; Poaceae.
AUGCAAUUCCCCACCCGCCCACCAACCUUCCCGUCCCCGAUGGCGAUCAUGGCGGCCACCGCCACUGCCGUCGCUUCCCCCUCCAGCUCCACCUCGCCAGAUCCCCUCCACCCCAGCCUCCGCUUCCUCCCUCCCGCCUCCACUCCCGCCUGCUGCCGUCUCCUCCCCACGGCGCCGCGGUGGUGCGCGCGCCUCCACAUCGCGCCCCGGGUGGCCGUCGGCAGCGACGUGUCCUCGUCCCAUGACGUAGCUGCCGAGGAGGCCGCGGCUGCGCCCAAGGUCGGGAAGCGCGUGCGCGUCACGGCGCCUGUCCGCGUCCACCACGUUGCCAAGGCGCCCGGCCUGGACCUGCGCGGCAUGGAGGGCGUCGUCAAGCAGUACAUCGGCGUUUGGAAGGGCAAGCGCGUCACGGCCAAUCUCCUCUUCAAGGUGGAGUUCGUGCUCAAGCUGGACGGCCAGGAAAAGCCGAUCCGGUUCAUCGCCCACCUCCGCGAGCAAGAGUUCGAGAUCGUCGGGGACGAAUAG